Molecule: messenger RNA, 4101 nt
Organism: Struthio camelus australis
Lineage: Eukaryota; Metazoa; Chordata; Aves; Struthioniformes; Struthionidae
Gene: CD36
Product: CD36 molecule (CD36 blood group)
Biological process (GO): amyloid-beta clearance by cellular catabolic process; long-chain fatty acid import into cell; receptor-mediated endocytosis
Cellular component (GO): cytoplasm; cell surface; caveola
Molecular function (GO): low-density lipoprotein particle binding; low-density lipoprotein particle receptor activity; scavenger receptor activity
Source: RefSeq, a predicted model, not a curated record
GUGGGGAGAUUUAGCCGCUUGUCUUCUCGUAACUUGAUGCAAGUCAUGUGUUAAGUACUAGUACAUUGAGCUGAAAAGUCAGUUGCCCUUAUUCAAGCUUCUCUCAGGAAGACUGGUGAGUGUACUAGGAUCAAGAAGUGAGGAAAAAACUUCGAGGCUUGCAGCAGGGAUAUUUUUACACUGUCUGUCCGCAUCCUAAGAAAGGAGAGGAAUGGGCUGUAACAGAAACUGUGGGCUCCUCACUGGGGCCAUCAUCGGUGCUGUGCUGGCAAUCUUUGGAGGAAUUCUGAUACCAGUUGGAGAUAACAUUAUAGAUAAAGCAAUAAAAAAGGACACUGUCAUUUCAAAUGGUACCAUUGCUUUUGAAAAUUGGCUUGUGCCAGGAAGUACAGUUUACAGGCAAUUUUGGAUCUUUGAUGUGCAAAAUCCAUCAGAAGUAUUAAACUCUGGAGCUCAUCCAAAACUUGAACAAAGAGGACCGUAUACAUACAGGGUGAGAUAUUUACCCAAAGAAAAUAUCACUGAAAAUCCUGAUGGAACAAUAUCCUAUAUGUUGCCUAAUGUUGCUCAUUUUGAACCUGAUAUGUCUGUUGGAACGGAAAAUGAUACCAUUACAUGCCUCAACCUUGCUGUUGUUGCUGCACCAGCUCUGUACACAAACGCUUUCAUACAACUGCUAUUAAACACUUGGAUGAAAUCUUCUAAGUCAGUCAUGCUGCAGAAUAGAACAGUGAAAGAAAUACUGUGGGGAUACAAAGAUCCCUUCUUGAGCAAAAUCCCCUUCCCCUUGAACCCAGUUCUGGGAGUCUUCUAUCCGUAUAAUGGGACAUAUGAUGGACUUUAUAGAGUUUUUACUGGGAAAGAAGACAUAAGCAAAACAGCAAUAAUUGACACCUAUAAGAACAAAAGGAAUCUUUCAUACUGGGAAGGUCACUGUGACUUGGUUAAUGGCACAGAUGGGGCAUCGUUUCCCCCGUUUGUUAAGAAGGAUCAGGUACUUCGUUUCUUCUCCUCUGAUAUUUGCAGAUCGAUCUAUGGAGUUUUUCAGAGCAAGCAGACUGUGAAGGGGAUCCCACUCUACCGUUUCACAGUUCCCCGUGAAGCAUUUGCAUCGCCUGCUGAAGUUAAAGAUAAUUACUGCUUCUGUACAGACUACGUCAUAUCACAGAACUGCACAUUAGCCGGAGUCCUAGACAUCAGUGCCUGCAAAGCAGGAAGACCAGUGUUUAUUUCUCUUCCACAUUUUCUGCAUGCAAGUAGUUCUAUAUUGCAUGAUGUUGAAGGCCUGAGCCCAAAUGAGGAGGAGCAUGAGACAUUUUUAGACAUAGAGCCUAUCACUGGUUUUACAUUACAAUUUGCCAAAAGGCUGCAAGUAAACCUCCUGGUGAAGCCUGCACCGAAAAUUGAAGCUUUAUCAAAAGUCCAGAAACCUUAUAUUUUUCCUAUUCUUUGGCUAAAUGAGUCUGCUGUUAUUGGGGAUGCAAAAGCAGAAAUGUUCAGAAAUAAAGUCACCAAUCGGGUCCAGAUGUUGAGUGUGCUGCAGAUGGUGUUAAUCAUCGCAGGUUCUGUGCUGUUCCUCGCAUUCAUGGUUUCCUAUUUCAUAUGCAGAACAAAGAAAUUAAAAUAAUUAAAAGAAGACUUCAAAGGUAAGCAAUCUUUACCUGAAAUUUCAGCCAAGCAGCAUGUUAAAAUUCGGAGACAAAAGAUAUGAUCCAAGGCACGCUCAGUCCAACAUGCUUUUCCAUUCUGAGAAGACCAACUCACUAAUCCGGAUAAGCUGAUGUUUCCAAAGGCCUACGUGUCUGAUGUCACUAAAGAGGCCACCAUGGAAAUGAUACUUUCAAAUAACUUUUAUUAUAUGAACCUUGUUACAAAUAUUAAGUGACAUUCAAGCAGACUGAAGCUGAGAUGCAGUUUGGAAUUUAGUCCACUUUCUGCCAUUUAUGCAACUUGCUACUUUUUUUCUUCUGGGAUUUACAAGAUAAAUGAAAGCUGUUUGCUGGUGUUCUGCCUCUGAGCAUAGGCAGGGGAAUGACAACAUCAUUGAGCUCACGCCAUGCUCUACACGCUCUAAUUGCAAUGUUUUCCUUCUGUUCCUUCAAGGAAUGGAAGCUGCUGCAAUAGAACUGCUCUCUGUCCUCUAUUCAGGGAUGUGAAUUGUGUUGAAUGUGAAGUUUAUUAUGUAAAGCUACUAACUGUAACACAUGAUGUUAAUAAAAGACUUACUGAAAUAUUUGUUUUAUACAUUUAUGCAGAGCUGGCCCAUGCACACAUGCAAUCAUUCGUAGGUUAACAGGGACUUACCAACAUUUGGCUCCACGGCUCAGUAAUCUGAGCUACUCUCUAACUCCCAACCUGCUCCACUGCUUCCUGCAUGCUUCUGUUUCUGACUCUUGCUUCACCACCAGCCUCUGCUCUGCCCUAACCCCACUUUGCCCAAGGCCUUCUUUAGGCAAUGAUUUGAUAUGUCACCCUUCAGGUCAAGAGAAAAUAUCCCAGAAUUCUAGACAUAGGAAAGACUGAGACAACGAUUCUGAUCAAAAAUCAUUCCAUUCCACUCCCUGGCUAUAGAAGAAAUAAAGGAAGACAGGUAGCCCCAGCUCUUCACUGAUAGCUCUCUGCUGCAAGGAAAUAUGUGCAGCCCUCUUCAACAAGGUGCAUUAGCCUCCAGGCAGGCAGGUAGCAAGCACUGCCAUUUGUGCAAGUGGUUUACUUUUUCAAUGAAUUUGUUUGUCAUAUCUUAGGAAUAAGAGUCAGUUGGACACUUUUUGAGAAUUGUGGGGUGUUUCCUUUUCCCAUGGACUCACUGAAAUCAGAACAAGACCACUUUGUAAGAUUUAUUCUGGAAACUUUUUGUUCUGUAAAAUAAGAGCUGCAAAGGAAAAGGAAAAUCAAACGCAGGCCCGCUUCUCAUAGCCUGGCAUCUGGAAAUACUGCUAAAACGGACUUCAGCACUGAAAGGUUUGUCUUGCUAGCAAAGGACAGUAUCUUUAGCCCGGUAUCCUUAACAUGGUGUUUUCCUUCUUUGGAAAUAAAGGGAAAGAAAUCCAAGAUACUAAAAUGUUGUUGUUUUAAUCCCGUGCUCCUUGUGGACAGAGCUGUGUAGCUACCUAUAAUGGCACUUUGGAGCUGAUAUAUCACAGAAAACCCAAGAGACUUUUCUUGAAGGCAAGGUCUGAUUCAUGGUUACAUUGUUUUUCCAGCCAUGAGCUGGAAAGACAAAGCAAGAGGGCAGGAGACGUGAAGGAAGCACUACAGUGAAGGCAAACUACGCUCUCACGUAGACAGCUAAUGUAUUUGAAUACUCAUGGUGCUAGUAAGUGAAACAAAAAGUGCCCUUGCUUUCUUCUCUACAUCAUUGCUGGUGUCAUAUGUAAUACUCUGUUCCUUCAGAAGCCUGGGGACAGUCUGACACAAUUUAAGGCAUCCCUAGAGGCCUAGGUACUGGUCAAGAAAGUAUGAUGACAACUACAAAGGUUUUGCUUGAAGUCGUUACCUCCUCUUAAGCUGAAAUAAGCACAGCUUUGCUGUGGUUCAAGAUUUGAAAACUAGUCUUUCAUGUGAGAGUUUAGUGGUGGGGUCUUUUCUUCCAAGGAAUAACAGCAAAGCUCCCGUUAAUUUUAAUAUGCUAGCAUUUCAGCUUCAUUUUUUUGACUUGAAGUCCAUUGUCAGCAAAUCAGUGUUUGCUCUAUUAUUGUUGCUUAGUGCUAUUUAGUGAUUCAGCAGCAGUGAUCCAGCAAGUCAGGCCAUGAUUUUAGAUGUCUCAGGGCCCACUUUUCCAUGCACACAAAUAAGUUUGUCCAUAUAUAUAAUCUCAUUGUUCUCAUUGCAGGUUUGGACUCUUAAACUAUGUUCAGCACCGAGACUGCACUUGAAUUAUAAUUAGUAUUUCUAUUUUUGUCCAGAAGAUUGGUUACAGUUAUUUUCUUGAUUCAUGUCAUUAAGGCUAAUGUUAAUUAUUUAUAUUCGUUAAACCACAUGUGGGAUAAACACUUAUUAGAAAUUUUAAUUAACUUAAUAAAAAGAAAACAAAGCUCAAAAUCUUUUUUCUGAGAUCCUCAUGUUCAGCUGUAAAUAAACUCUUCUGUGUUGGAUACUGAA